Molecule: messenger RNA, 2979 nt
Organism: Stegastes partitus (bicolor damselfish)
Lineage: Eukaryota; Metazoa; Chordata; Actinopteri; Pomacentridae
Gene: anks3
Product: ankyrin repeat and sterile alpha motif domain containing 3
Exons: 16
Coding region: 91-2010 (639 amino acids)
Cellular component (GO): cilium
Molecular function (GO): protein binding
Source: RefSeq, a predicted model, not a curated record
CCAAUUGAGUGUGACACUCAAAACACGAAAAGUUUCUGCUGCUGAAAAAAACGAACUACCUGCUGACUGUGUGUGGAGUCACCUGCGAACAUGUCCGAGUUGAGCGAUGAGGCCAGUGAGUCGGAGCAGCUGGGUGCCAGCCUCUCCGUGUGGCUGGGUGACUCCCUGGUGAGACCCGAGGAGCUGGAUGUCCCUCUGGACCUGCACACCGCCUGCUCCAUCGGCCAGUACGACGUGGUGGCUGAGUGCAUUAAAAAGCGUGAGGUGGAUCUGAAUGGUAAGAACAUUGGAGGAUGGACCCCGCUGAUGUAUGCAGCCUACAUUGGCCAUGACAACAUUGCAAAUCUGCUUCUUGAGGCUCGCGUGGAUGUGAAUGCCACCACGGCCAAAGGACUGACGCCCCUGAUGCUGGCAGCGAGCUGCGGGAAUGAAAGCAUUGCAUAUUUUCUGCUGCUGCAAGGGGCCGAGUUGGAGCUGAAGGACUCUCGAGGCUGGACGGCUUUGUUCCACUGUACGAGCACAGGCCACCAACAGAUGGUCAAGUUCCUGCUGGAUAACAAUGCUGACACCAAUGUCAAGGAGCCAGGGUCUGGAUUCACUCCUCUGAUGGAAGCUGCUGCGUCUGGACAUGAAAUUAUUGUGCAGUACCUGCUUGAUCAUAAAGUUAAAGUAGAUGAACGCAACACUAAAGGAGAGAGUGCCCGUGCCCUGGCCAUGAUGUACGGCUAUACCAAGAUCGUCAGCCUCAUUGACUCACGUUCUCCAAGACUAAAGCCAGGACACUUUGAAGACCUGAGCUCCUCUGAGGACUCGGACAGCGCACCCCCGAGGAUAAGGCCGAGUCGAAACCGAGCCAAAGGAGUUAGCAUCCAUGAUGGACCUCAGGCCAUCGCCAAGUUCCGAGUAGGAGGCACCAGCAAACAGUGUGAGCCUCCUGCUGCGCUGCCAGGCUUCAUGACGUUUCGUGAUAUUGGUGAACAGAAUGACGGCAUCUGCUACCGCGACGUGACGUCACCUAUUAACGAGCUGGACGGCCAAAGCAACAGCAGCAGAGAUGACAGUCCGUUCUUUGACAACGACAUGCCCACCAUGAGAAGCAGCAGUAGCAGCAGCGAAGGCUUGUCUCAUGUGAUCGGCCUCAACUGGGAAGGCUCUGUGGAGAGUAAUGAGGACUCUGACCAGUGCAAAAAGAGCAGCAGCUCCCGCAGAUCAAAUAAAGGUUAUCACUCAAAAGGCAAGACUCGCCACGGAAGCAACGACGCAGCUCAUUCCAGUGGGACAGGAAACUGUGGCUUAUCCACACAUGUCGGCUUCCCACCUUCCUACACUGGUCCAAAGGAUUUGGCAGAGUUCUUGGAGCAAAUUGGCUUCUCUAAGUAUCUCCCGUUACUUGAAGAGCAAGACAUCGACCUGCGGAUAUUUCUCACCCUGACAGAGAACGACCUCAAAGAAAUAGGAAUCACCUUGUUUGGACCAAAGCGCAAGAUGACCUCGGCCAUUGCGAGGUGGCACAGCAGUGCUAGACCGCCCAGCGACGCUCUGGAACAGUCCUAUGCUGACCAGCUUGAGGCCGAGAUGCAAGAGAUGGCCAUUCAGCUACACAAGCGCUGUGAGGAUGUAGAGAGCCUGCAGAGUCAGGUGUCUCAGGAGAAGGAGCUCCGUACAGUGAUGGAGGGAUGUCUGAUGGAGGACAAAAUGGCUUGGAAGAGGGUCCACGCUGAGCUGGUGGAAAACCACCGGCUGGCUCAGGACAUGAGCAGCACACUGGCGAAGGCAAGAAGCUGCCGCACUGAACUGCUCUCCUGUUUGACUACAGACAGGAACAGCAGCUCUUACACUGGCGUGGAAGAUAAAACCAAAAGUGACACUGGUGUUAAAGCUGAGGAGGAGCUGAUGAAGAAGCUGGACUCCUAUGAAGAAGAACUGGCAGGAAUUCUGCAAACCAUGCUUCAAAAUCUGAGGCGAUUAAGUGCUCCCGAAAAAGUCUCCGAUAGCUGGGAACGGCCUUAAGCUACUCAGGGGCUUUUGCCAACAUUUGACGGAGGGUGAUCUAACCACCCUGAACAAUCUCAGUGAAAUGGGAGAAGGCCGAAGACAAGGCCGGCCCUGCCAGACCAGAGCAGCUCGAGGGGCGAAGCAGAGCCGCUGCUCGUCUGAUGAACGAAGGCUGAGGGCAACGCAGCUGCUGCAGGAAAACGACAAGCAGGCAGAAAGGGUACCUGACCCUCAAACGCUUGUGCUGGUGUUUACUGGACUCCUGUAGUUGGGCUGUGCAGAUGCACAAGGGGGAGGAGGAGGAGGAGGAAGGACUGAUUGCAGAUCAGUAAUACUGUGAUUUUAUAAGUGUAUUCUCUUCCUAUAUGAAAUGUGGGUUAAAUUAUGUUAAUGCCACCAGAUGGAGAGAUACAUCUUUAAAAAGUAGUCAAACUUAAAAUAAGUUCCGCAGAGCUACACUUUAUUUGAAUGAAAUCUAUUCAUAUGUAUACUGUUGUUAGAGGUUGGAAAAUAAUGUCCUGCUGAACGCAUGUUUAAGAACCCACACGAGAGAAAUGGAUAAAAUCUGCAACACAUUCUGUUUCACCUGCAGCGGCCAUUUGAGCCCAAUAUACUGGACUCAAUAUCUGGUGACGCAGCGUUAAGAAGACAGUAAGAUUUCAAAAUUACCACAUUUAUAGAGCAAAAUAAGUUCAGUAUUUGUUUAGACAACAAAUACAUGACAGACCGGUUUCUGAUUUCUGUGUUGCAAUCAAGUGGUUAGUAAUCACCAUGUAGUCCAUGAAAUCAUCUGAAAUCUUUAAAAUGCCACUGUGGUCCAGUUAUAGUAAAUUAAAUUAAAACCUGCCUGGAAAUUAAUAGUGUAUAUUUCAAUGCUGUGUUAUUCUUUUUUUAUAUUUUAAAUUGACAGAUGCAUAAAAUAUGCAACAGAUGAGCCUUUUUCGUUAUGUAAAUGUAUUUUAGCGAUAAUCACAUUUCAAACAU